Molecule: messenger RNA, 1623 nt
Organism: Botrytis fragariae
Lineage: Eukaryota; Fungi; Ascomycota; Leotiomycetes; Helotiales; Sclerotiniaceae
Product: putative farnesyltransferase subunit beta protein
Exons: 5
Coding region: 1-1623 (540 amino acids)
Biological process (GO): protein farnesylation
Cellular component (GO): protein farnesyltransferase complex
Molecular function (GO): protein farnesyltransferase activity
Source: RefSeq, a predicted model, not a curated record
AUGACUUUCAUUAUCAAAGGAAAGAAGCCUCACCAUAGUGUCAAGUUCAAUCGACGUGCAAUGGAAGAGAAGAAGGGCUCGAAUAAAAAGUCUUCAUCUCUAUCUCCUUCCAGCAAACUAGAUCAACUUUUAUAUGAUGCUUCACUAGAGAAUCAAGCACAAACACCUGGUUUUAUUAUACAAGAAUCUUCAUCAUCGCAAGCAGAUAUUGAGGCUGAAACUGAUGAAGAUAUUGUUUACGGCUCAUCCCGACCAAUCACAGCGGAGGCUUUUAUGAAUAUGAUUCCCGAUACCUUCACGGAGUACCCCCUACUCCAUGAUCAAUUGCAGACUCAGACAUCUCAUCUUCAAGAUCAAACCAUUCAAGAAUGUCUUCCUUUUCUUUCGGGAAAAGAAGCUGGAUUGACCUAUAAUCCAUAUGGGGUUCCACAUCUGAGUCGAAAAAAGCAUAUUCAGUUCCUUCAUAAGAAUCUACAAAAGUUGCCCUCGGCAUAUGUCGCUGCUGAUGCAAGCAGACCAUGGAUGUUCUACUGGGCAUUGGCUGGUCUCUCAACCUUGGGAGAAGAUGUAUCAUCAUAUCGAGAAAAAAUCAUUUCAACAUGUCGACCCAUCCAGAAUGCGACUGGAGGGUUUGGUGGAGGAAAUGGUCAGAUGUCACAUUUGGCCACGACCUAUGCAAACAUUCUAUCAAUUUCCAUGGUAGGUGGGCAAGAAGCCUUGGAUAUCAUUGAUCGCAAGGCAAUGUGGAAAUGGCUAGGCAGCUUGAAGAUGUCUACCGGGGGGUUCAGAAUGGCUGUGGGUGGCGAGGAAGAUAUUCGUGGUGCAUAUUGUGCUCUGAUUCUCAUUACACUCCUAAGUUUACCUCUCGAUCUUCCCCAAGAUGCUCCCGCGAGAUCAUCAAACUAUACUACUUUCAUCGAUGGACUUCCAGAAUGGAUCUCAAGAUGUCAAACAUUUGAGGGCGGUAUAGGAGCUCGACCUAAUGUCGAAGCCCAUGGCGCGUAUGCGUUCUUAGCAUUAGGCUGUUUGUGCAUUUUAGGUGAACCACACAUCACGAUACCUCAGUAUCUUGACGUGCCCGGCUUUAUUUCAUGGCUAUCAGCACGUCAAUAUGCGCCGGAAGGCGGCUUCUCAGGUCGCACAAAUAAGUUAGUCGACGGGUGCUACUCCCAUUGGGUUGGAGGAUGUUGGCCUCUAUUGGAAGCAUGCCUUGAAGGACCAGCGCAGCAGACUCAAACAGGGUCAUCCUCGAAUCCAGAUUCGGUAAAUCUCUACAGUCGCGACGGUUUGAUCAGGUACAUCCUCUGCUGUUGUCAGGAUACAGGAAAUCGGGGUGGAUUGAGGGAUAAGCCCAGCCAUCGCUCUGAUUCGUAUCACACAUGCUAUGUUUUGGCAGGUCUUAGUUCCGCACAGCAUAAGUGGCAUUUCAACACGUCUGCACAGAAAACGGAAUCGAGUGGAACGCUCGUUUCACCGUAUCAAUGGACGGCCGAGCCUUAUGUUGAGACAACACAGAUAUAUGAUGAAGAAGAUAGGGUGGAGACUCUCCACCCGGUUUUCGUGAUACCAGAAGGCGUUGCUGAGGAGACCCGGGCAUACUUCGCUUCAAAGGGGACCUUUUAA